Molecule: messenger RNA, 3383 nt
Organism: Clupea harengus (Atlantic herring)
Lineage: Eukaryota; Metazoa; Chordata; Actinopteri; Clupeiformes; Clupeidae
Gene: gnb2
Product: guanine nucleotide binding protein (G protein), beta polypeptide 2
Exons: 11
Coding region: 1029-2051 (340 amino acids)
Biological process (GO): signal transduction
Molecular function (GO): protein binding
Source: RefSeq, a predicted model, not a curated record
CAGCUUGAUUUUGACAAAAUGUCCCUCCCAUGGCCAACUCACCAUUGCUCUCGUGAGAUGUGUAGCCUACUGAAGAACUUUAGUUCAGAUUUCAGGCAAAUUGCGUUGAUAAGGGGAGUUUUGAAAUGGUACAGUCUCAGGCAGAAUGGGUGUGGUUGGUCGUGCAUAUUUGAUGUUACGUUACCGUAUGAUUUCAUUUGGGACAAAACUGACAUUUAAAUGUGUCAUCGAAAAAACUGUAUUGUAAUCAUAGCUUCAUCAAUUACAUGGUGAUUUGACUCUUGGCAUUGUGGCACCGAUGGGUGGGUUUUGUUCUCAUCCAACAAGAUAACUAAGUCGUUUUGCGUUAUCAUAUUUGAUUUAUCUUUCAAGCCUCAAACCCAGAGUGCCUCGAUUUACUUAAUAAUUCAUUUUUGAAGAAGGGAGGCGACGGUCAUAUCGCAACCAUAGAACGGGUAAAGAGGGAGGAGGAAGAGACCGUCAAGCUAGGGAGGAAGGAAGCGAGGAUCACAAAAGCACAACUAGAGAGAAACAAAUGCCUCGACAUUUAUUUAUCUUUGUCCAGCUCUUGGGUGAAAACAGACUGAAAUGAAGUGUCAAUUUGCGAUUGUUUAGAUCGCCGGUUCUUAUAGUCAGGCUGGUAAGGCUUAUUUUUUUUCUAAGACGAACCCAACCUGAGGAGGAGGAAACGGGAAAGGCUACAUCAGAAGCAAAUUCAUCUCGAGAAGGCGUCCAGUCAAUAGGAGCAAUGGUGGCCCUGCACUUAUAUUUGAUAUAUUUCUGACAUUUGGAAAGAAGCUACCAGAAGGAAAACAAGAUAGGAAACAGCCAGCGGGGAGCUCUGAAUACAUUGUAAUUUAAUCAGUCUUUGUUUUUGUCAAGAAGAUCAAGGGGGGACUUCGCUCGUCCCGUCUAAACAAUCCAGCCCAUAGUCAUUCGACGUGGGAAACAGCUGCCUCACCAGCAAGAUAAAAAAAUACAGGUGGCCGAGAGGCAGAGGGUGAGCGAGCGGGCCGGGGGAAUCCACCAUGAGCGAGCUGGAGCAGCUACGGCAGGAGGCAGAGCAACUGAGGAACCAGAUCAGAGAUGCAAGGAAAGCAUGCGGAGACUCCACCCUUACUCAGAUAACGGCAGGUCUGGACCCCGUUGGGCGCAUUCAGAUGCGGACGAGGCGUACUCUCCGUGGGCACCUGGCUAAGAUCUAUGCCAUGCACUGGGGCACUGACUCAAGGCUCCUGGUCAGUGCAUCUCAAGAUGGCAAACUGAUUAUCUGGGACAGCUACACCACUAAUAAGAUGCAUGCCAUCCCCCUGCGCUCGUCCUGGGUGAUGACGUGUGCCUACGCUCCCUCUGGGAACUUCGUAGCUUGCGGGGGGCUGGACAACAUCUGCUCCAUCUACAGCCUGAAGACCCGCGAGGGCAAUGUCCGCGUCAGCCGAGAACUACCUGGCCACACAGGUUACCUAUCCUGCUGUCGUUUCAUUGAUGACAAUCAAAUCAUCACAAGUUCAGGAGAUACAACCUGUGCAUUGUGGGAUAUAGAGACUGGGCAGCAGACUACCGUGUUCUCCGGUCAUAGCGGAGACGUCAUGAGUCUGUCCCUGGCACCCGACUCCCGCUUGUUCAUCUCUGGCGCAUGCGAUGCCUCCAUCAAGCUCUGGGACAUCCGGGACAGCAUGUGCAGGCAGACGUUCACCGGCCACGAGUCUGACAUCAACGCCGUCUGUUUCUUCCCGAGCGGCAGUGCGUUUGCCACAGGAUCAGAUGACGCCACCUGUCGUCUGUUCGACUUGCGGGCCGACCAGGAGCUUGGCCUCUAUUCCCACGACAACAUCAUCUGCGGCAUCACCUCGGUGGCCUUCUCCCGCUCCGGACGCCUGCUGCUCGCCGGCUACGACGACUUCAACUGCAACAUCUGGGACGCGAUGAAGGGCGACCGAGCAGGUGUGUUGGCGGGUCAUGACAAUCGUGUCAGUUGUCUGGGUGUUACAGAAGAUGGCAUGGCGGUGAGCACCGGAUCUUGGGAUAGCUUCCUCAAGAUUUGGAACUGACCACACACAAACAACACACACACACAAACACAUACAGACACACAAACAAACACACACACACACACACACACACACACACACACCUGCAUGCAAGCACACACACACACACACACCCCCUCUCAAAAUGGUCCUACAGUAUUCAUACUUAACACUUCGGUGCACACAUUGCACUCUGUAUGCACACUGUAUUGUAUAUAAGGUGUACACACACAUGCACACACACACACACACACAAACAUACAGAAGGUCAUUGUAAAUAUUAAUUCCAUUUAGGUAUGAGUUUACGUACCCGUUAAUAUACAUGUCACAAGCAAUUCUUCUCCAUACCAAUCAGAAUGUAUGCAGGUUUGCCCACUUGAAGUAUACAGAAGUGUUCACAUAUUAGUACUCUUUAAAUGUCUAUACUGACGACAACACUUUACAAUGCAUACUACAUCUUACACUGCAUACUACUUCUUACACUGAAUCACGAAGUGACCAAAACAACUUCUUCAUUAAAGGAAGUAUUUGGUAGGCUGGUAGAUGCUUUACGAACUCCUGGUAUGACCAGUAUUUCUUUCUCUUUCUAGUUUGCUUUCUCUUUCUCUUUCUCUCACACACAAACACAGACACAGAUAUUCACACCCAAACACACACACACACACACACACAGACACAAAACACCUGCUUGUUUAAAGGACACCAUCUCGGAAGCUCGCCGAGACCUUGAGGGACUUGUUGAAACAGUCCCUUGUCAUGUCUUGAUUUUGUCGCAUAUCCCCACCACUAUGUAAACACAGUGACCCGAAGCGAGCAGAAGGAUGGCGUCUACUGUCUCUACUGAAGCAGAGGGCAAAGGUCAAAAACACAAAAAACACUGCCAAAUAUGUCAGCUGGCUCACACGGCCAUUUCUGUUGUAAACGUUUUUAUAGAUAUGUACACCUGCAUAUAUAUAAGUAAUAUAUGAUAGUUUUGUUUCAAUGGUUUUUGUUUUUUUAAAGCUUAUUUUAUUCAUUUUCCUGUGUGCCUCAUAUACAUUGUUAAGGUAAGAACGGUAACUAGAAAAUAAUUAAAACACCAAAUAUCUGAAGUAACGCAGACCCUUGUCACACUGACUGAAUGGCAUGGUAAUUACAUAAGAACUCCAUGUACUGACACACAUUUUUGGCAACCCAGUACAUCCAUUAAUAGUUCAUAAUAUAUUGAAUGUCACAGCUCUAAGGGAACUGUUGAAAUGGUUGGCCAUGUUAUAUUUCAGAAUGUACUACAUUUUCAAAUUGUUUUCAUUUGCAAGUAACACUUCAGUAACAAUUCACUGCACUGUCUUUAUUAAAAAUGUAUAUCAAUGGUCA